AUGGCUUCAGAACCUAUGAAUGCAAAACAAGCUAGGAAGCACUUCACAAAGGGGAAAAGGCCUCAGUACCAGCAAGCAAAGACCAGGUCUCCGGUCUGUGAUGGUGAUGUGGAAGACUCCUUUAUCUUUGAAGCAAAUGAAGCCUGGAAAGAUGUUCAUGGUUCUCUUCCUCAGUUUUAUGAAAAUGGAGAGCUCUGUGAUAUCACACUAAAGGUUGGCUCAAAGCUAAUCUCUUGUCACAAACUUGUUUUGGCUUGUGUUAUUCCCUACUUCAAAGCCAUGUUUCUCUCUGAAAUGGCUGAAGCCAAGCACACGCUGAUUGAGAUCAGAGAUUUUGAUGGGGAAGCAAUAGAAGGUUUGGUGAAGUUUGUCUACUCUCCACGGCUCACUUUGACUGUUGACAAUGUCCAGCCUCUCUUGUACGCAGCCUGUAUUCUACAGGUUGAACUGGUGGCUAAGGCUUGCUGUGAAUACAUGAAGCUACAUUUUCAUCCUUCCAAUUGCCUGGCAGUAAGGGCGUUUGCUGAAAGUCACAAUCGAAUAGAUCUAAUGGACAUGGCAGAUCGGUAUGCCUGUGAGCAUUUUACUGAAGUAGUGGAGUGUGAAGACUUUGUAAGUAUGUCACCCCAGCAUCUCCAUAAGCUUUUGUCCUCCAGUGAUCUAAAUAUUGAGAAUGAAAAGCAGGUCUAUAGUGCAGCCAUCAAGUGGCUUCUUGCCCAUCCUCAGCAUCAUUCCAAGUGGUUGGAUGAAACACUUGCACAGGUCCGCUUGCUGCUGUUGCCAGUUGAUUUUCUUAUGGGUGUUGUGGCAAAAGAACAAACUGUCAAGCAAAAUCUAAAAUGUAGAGAUUCAUUGGAUGAAGCAAGAAAUUACCACCUUCACUUGAGUAGCAGAGCAGUACCUGACUCUGAAUACUCCAUUCGGAUGACCCCAAGGAAGCAUACUGCUGGUGUGCUGUUUUGUGUAGGUGGUCGAGGUGGAUCUGGUGACCCCUUUUGCAGUAUUGAAUGCUAUUCCAUCAAAAACAGUUGGUUUUUUGGACCAGAAAUGAAUAGUCGAAGGCAACAUGUGGGUGUCAUCUCUGUGGAAGGCAAAGUGUAUGCGGUGGGUGGACAUGAUGGAAAUGAACAUUUAGGUAGCAUGGAGAUGUUUGAUCCUCUCACUAAUAAAUGGAUGAUGAAGGCAUCAAUGAACAUGAACAGGCGAGGAAUUGCCUUGGCCUCCUUAGGAGGCCCAAUUUAUGCAAUUGGAGGGUUAGAUGGCAACACUUGCUUCAAUGAUGUGGAGAGAUACGACAUAGAAUCUGAUCAGUGGAGUACAGUGGCGCCAAUGAGUGCUCUCCGUGGAGGAGUUGGCUCUGUGGCCCUAGCGAACCAUGUUUAAGCAGUAGGUGGCAAUGAUGGAGUAGCUUCUUUGUCUAGUGUGGAGAGGUAUUAUCCACAUCUGGAUAAGUGGAUAGAGGUUAAAGAAACGGGUCAACGAAGAGCAGGCAAUGGAGUUAGUGAGCUCCAUGGUUGCGUGUACGUUGUUGGUAAGUGGAUAGUAUUCCUCUAAUUUAUUACAGGAUAU
This is a messenger RNA of Manis javanica (Malayan pangolin), 1569 nucleotides long. The record is from RefSeq and is a predicted model, not a curated record. NCBI's taxonomy places the organism in Eukaryota, Metazoa, Chordata, Mammalia, Pholidota, Manidae.